UCACCGCCACGCCGCCGCCUGGUUGGUCCCCGCGGCCGCCCGUCCCGUGCUGGGGCAGCGCGCGGCCGCGGCCGGAGAUCACAGCGCAGACCGGCUCCUGGCACCACUGAGCCAAACUGGAUUUCCACCGGUGACCUGGGAGCAGCGAGUCCCGUGUGGGCGCGUGCCCUUGGCCAGCAUGACCAGCGAGGUGGUGGAGAACGAGUUUGAGUUUUACUCCAAGGCGGAGAAGUACUGGAAGGAUGUGCCCGCCACGGUGGAUGGCAUGUUGGGGGGCUAUGGCCACAUCUCCAGCAUCGACAUCAACAGCUCCAGGAAGUUCCUGCAGAGGUUUCUGCGGGAUGGCCCCAACCGGACGGGGACAACCCGUGCUCUGGACUGCGGGGCUGGCAUUGGCCGGAUCACCAAGCGGCUGCUGCUGCCCCUCUUCAAGACAGUGGACAUGGUGGAUGUGACAGAGGACUUCCUCACCAAGGCCAAGAGCUACCUGGGCGAGGAGGGCAGGCGGGUGCGCAACUACUUCUGCUGUGGCCUCCAGGACUUCAGCCCCGAGCCAAACUCCUAUGAUGUCAUCUGGAUCCAGUGGGUCAUCGGACAUCUCACUGACAACCACCUCUCUGACUUCCUGAAGCGCUGCCGUGCCGGCCUGCGGCCCAACGGCAUCGUGGUCAUCAAGGACAACAUGGCUCAGGAGGGUGUGAUCAUGGACGAUGUGGACAGCAGCGUCUGCCGGGACCUGGACGUGGUCCGUAAGAUCAUCCGCAGAGCUGGGCUGCACCUCCUGGCCGAGGAGCGCCAGGAGAACUUCCCUGAUGAGAUCUACCACGUCUACACCUUUGCCAUGAGAUGAGGGCAGCAGGAGAAGGUCUCUCCCGUGUCGUGACUCCCCUUCCAGGGGCUGGUGACAAGGACGGGACUUUGUCUUCCAAGUUGCUGCUGUUUGUGAAAAGAGGUGUUUGCCAAAUACAUUUUCCUGCUGUUGCA
Messenger RNA from Corvus hawaiiensis (hawaiian crow), 984 nucleotides. RefSeq names its product N-terminal Xaa-Pro-Lys N-methyltransferase 1 (gene NTMT1). Bases 179 to 850 code for a protein of 223 amino acids. The transcript has 5 exons. The record is from RefSeq and is a predicted model, not a curated record. Lineage: Eukaryota; Metazoa; Chordata; Aves; Passeriformes; Corvidae. Gene Ontology annotation, molecular function: N-terminal protein N-methyltransferase activity. Gene Ontology annotation, cellular component: cytoplasm.